This is a messenger RNA of Serinus canaria (Common canary), 3511 nucleotides long. It is a transcript of the gene SARM1, whose product is annotated as sterile alpha and TIR motif containing 1. The record is from RefSeq and is a predicted model, not a curated record. Gene Ontology annotation, cellular component: dendrite. NCBI's taxonomy places the organism in Eukaryota, Metazoa, Chordata, Aves, Passeriformes, Fringillidae. Gene Ontology annotation, biological process: response to axon injury; negative regulation of MyD88-independent toll-like receptor signaling pathway; signal transduction. The transcript has 9 exons. Gene Ontology annotation, molecular function: protein binding; signaling adaptor activity; NAD+ nucleosidase activity. The coding region runs from base 15 to 2150 and encodes 711 amino acids.
GGUAGCGGCCGCCGAUGCUGGCCCUGCUGCUGUCGCUGCACACCCUGGGCCGGUCCCUGGCCAUGGCGAGCGCGGAGCGGCUGGCGGUGCCCAACUGUGUGAGCCGGGCGGGCGGGGGCAGCGCCCGGGAGCACGGCGGGGUCUCCCCCGGGGUGGGCACCGAGGUGCGGGAGGCGCUGGAGCGGGUCCUGCCCGUGCUCCGCCGGGCCAUCGGCCACGCCACGCAGGCGGCCACGGCCGAGGGGCUGCGGGCGGCUCUGUCCGAGGUGUUCCGGCUGGUGGAGGAGGCCUGGGGGAUGCCCGCCGUGGGGAGGGACGUGGCCAAGGUGCUGUGCGAUGUGAUCCGCCUCGAGGGGGGCCUGGACCUGCUGCUCAACCUGCUCUACACCUCCGAGCUGGAGACCAAGUGCCAGGCAGGAAAACUCCUGGAGCAGAUCCUGGUGGCAGAGAACAGGGACCGCAUCGCUCGGAUCGGUCUGGGCGUAAUCCUGAACUUAGCCAAGGAGAGGGACAUCCCCCAGCUGGCCCAGAGCCUCUCUGGGAUCCUGGAGCACAUGUUCAAGCACACGGAGGAGACCUGCUUCCAGCUCAUCUCCGACGGAGGCCUGGACACCAUCCUGUACUGGUGCCGCUGGACGGACCCUGCCGUGCUGCGCCACUGCGCCAUGGCCUUGGCCAACUGUGCCAUGUACGGGGGCCAGGCCAACCAGCGCCUGAUGAUCGAGAAGAAGGCAGCAGAGUGGCUCUUCCCCCUGGCCUUCUCCAAAGAUGACGAGCUGAUCCGGCUGCACGCCUGCCUGGCCAUCACGGUGCUGGCCACCAACAAGGAGAUCGAGAAGGAGGUGGAGCGCUCGGGGACGCUGGCGCUGGUGGAGCCCUUCAUCGCCUCGCUGGACCCCGAGCAGUUUGCCUGUCAGAUGUUGGGCAGCAGUGACAACAUCCAGGGGAGGACAGCACAGGACCUGCAGCGCCUGGUGCCCCUGCUGGACAGCUCCAGGCUGGAGGCUCAGUGCAUCGCCGCCUUCUACCUGUGCACCGAGGCUGCCAUCAAAGCCAGGCAGAAGAAAACACAGAUUUUCAGUGAGAUCGGGGCUACUCAGAGCCUGAAGAGGAUUGUGUGCUACUCCACCAGCAGCACCACCUCCUCCCUGGCCAAAAAGGUGCUGCGCCUGAUAGGGGAGGAGGUUCCUCGGCGCAUCCUGCCCACAGUUCCCAGCUGGAAGUCCUGUGAGGUGCAGACGUGGCUGCAGCAGAUCGGAUUCAACAAAUACUGCCAGAGAUUCCUGGAUCACCAGGUGGAUGGGGACAUUCUCCUGAGGCUGACAGAGGAGGAGCUGCAGAAGGAUUUGGGGAUGGACUCCAGCAUCACUCGGAAAAGGUUUUUCCGGGAGCUGACGGAGCUCAAGACCUUCGCCAACUACUCCACCUGUGACCGCAGCAACCUGGCCGACUGGCUGGGGGGCAUCGAGCCCAAAUUCCGGCAGUACACCUACAACCUGCUCACCUGCGGCAUCGACCGCAACUUCCUGCACCGCGUGACGGAGCAGCAGCUGCAGGAGGAUUGCCACAUCCACACCGGCUUCCACCGCGUCCGCAUCCUCACCGCCGCCAGGGAGACGCUGCACUCGCCCAUCACCCUGCAAACCGCAUCCAACGGGACCGACGUGUUCAUCAGCUACCGCAGGAGCACCGGCUCGCAGCUGGCCAGCCUGCUGAAGGUCCACCUGCAGCUCCACGGCUUCAGCGUGUUCAUCGACGUGGAGAAGCUGGAGGCAGGGAAGUUUGAAGACAAACUGAUCCAGAGUGUCCUGAGUGCCCGGAAUUUUGUGCUGGUCCUCUCACCAAACGCACUGGAUAAAUGCAUGGAGGACCCCGAGUGCAAGGACUGGGUACACAAGGAGAUUGUGACAGCCCUGAACUCUGGGAAGAACAUUGUGCCUGUUACAGACCAUUUCGAGUGGCCAGACCCAGAAACACUUCCCAAGGACAUGAGGGCUGUCCUGAAAUUCAAUGGUAUCAUGUGGUCCCACGAGUACCAGGAGGCCACGAUUGACAAAAUCAUCCGCUUUCUGCAGGGCCGCUCCUCGCGCGACUCCUCGGCCGGCUCCGAGAACGGGCUGGACUGCCUGCACUCCCUGGGCCAGAGCUAGAACCACCACAGCAGCCUCACAGACUCACUGGUGACCCCUUUUUUUUUUUGUGGGGGUCCAAAUUUAUCCCUCCUGAAUUUUUUUUCCUAUCUUUGAGAGAAAACCUGUGGCUCUUGCUCCCUCCUCUCCCUCCCAAUACAAGCCCCUGGCCCCAGCACUCACUCCCCCAGCGCCUGGGGAGCCAAGGCAGGCUGGACUCUGGGAUGGAUUAUGGGUCUUCCACGUCCUCCUGUGGGGUGUGAGGGAGACUGGCACCAUCCAGGCCCCCACAGGCAGCUGCAGCUUCCCCCAGAAACACGUCCAAAGAAGGAGAAUUUUUGGAGGACUGAAAAUUGGAGAAGUGUUGAGAAUCCAUUGUAAGAGGACAAAGGAGAGAAGAGCAAUUGAGAGGAAGGUGAGGCUCUGCUGUGUGCCCCAGGAGUAUCCCUGUGGUCAGAAACUGAGAGCAGGAAAGGGCAAAUAAAAAUUAAGCCCUAACAAAAUUUUUGUGUUUGGGAAAGAUAACCCACAGGGGCCUUCUGAAGUGCUUUAUCUUUCCCAGCAAUGUCCCUUUAUCACAGGAGCUCCUUCCCUCCUCAAAAGACUUCCACCUCCCAGUGCUGCAAAACCACUCUGUGCUCUUACCUCUGGCAGUGGGAAUUUGGGGUUAGACCACGUGAAGCUUCUGCAGGAUCCCUACAAAAAGUGCUUUUAAAAUACCCUCCUUCCCUCCAUCUGAAGUCUCAGCUCCACCACUUUAUCAAGUCUGUAUUUCCAGGGCACUGGAGGCUGGAUUGUGACCCUGGAAAACUUGAAAUCCAUGCAGGGAAGAUGCUAAUUGCUGUGCUUGUGGAGUUAUUCUACACUGUGGCUGUAUUUUAUCCUGCUCCUGUGGUCUGUGCCUUCAGCAGGAGCUGGUGAAUCUCUCUGCUGACCACCACAGCCCUGGCUGAGCUCCCCGGGGUUGUCCCUGCCCACUGCUGGAUGCAAUUCCAAGCAGCACUUGUUUCUUCCUAUCAACCUCCUCUCAACACCUACCUGGGCUUUUUGCAGCUCCUCACCUUAAAAUAUCCAGAAAAAGUGGAGUUUUGCAAAGGGCUGGCAAAGGAUGCUCCAGGACCAUCAGUGCCUGCUGCCAACGCUGCAGGUGAGGAACCGUGGGCAUCCUGACACAAAUCCCUGCAUUCCACACUCCAGGCUGCUGAAUCACCUUGAAAAACAAACAGACUCCUCUUCCUAUCCUUGCUCAAGAAGAACUCAACCUUUUCAGGAGGUAACAAGGAGUCUCAGCCAGUCCUCCUCCUGGCUCUCCCUGGAGCUCUGCUUUAACUGUCAGGAACACAAACACUUUCUUCUUUUGGCUUGGAUCCAUGAAUAUAACA